CAACGUCAGCUCUUUAGGAUACUUAGGUCCGGCUCUUGCUCGUCAGCAAUCGGGGGCGGUAGGAGCGAGUUUAUAAACAGAGAAUGCGGCUGGAGCCCGAGACUGAUCAGAAUCUGCGCGCAGAGCGACUGAACUUACUGCCAACUUCUUUGGAACUUCGGAACUACUCGCUCUGCGAGAGAUACCCGCUUUGAAACGAGGUUAAAGUUUGUUGUCAGUUUUCUGAGGUUUUACUCUUCUAGGCCUCAUGGAAUACCAUUGGGGAAUAGAUCAAAUCAGUGGAUAGCUGUAUACUUGGUAUUGCGCUAUUGUUAAAGUUUUUAUUCAGUCGGCCUACAAAUUCUAUUCUCGGACGAGUGCAUUCAUUGGAAUACCUCUACACAGACUUCAACCGAAGCACAGCCCACAGGUGGGAGCGGAUAGGGUGUGAGCAGCAUGCUGUAAAUUUUACGGUUAGCUUUAUUUUCCUCAAAACGGGACCUCCCUUCAAUUUCCCUCAACUUCGACAUGUGGGAAAGAACUUACCUGAGGUCACAGCCAUCCAGAAGUCUGGAUAGUGACCGGACUCGACGUUUUUCUACAAGGACACCGAGGUCACUCUCCGAUAAGGGUAUGUCCCUGGGGCUGACGUCCCUACCUGCUGUGUUCCUGGCUUUGUUGUACCUGGCCUCGACCCUUUCUAUCGCCGAUGCUAUCUCCUUCCAAGGAACGGGGACAAGUUAUGCCCAGUUCCCAAAAUGGCAUGCCUGCAAAGAUUCGCAACUCCGAUUCGAUUUCAAAACAACCCAGCCCAAUGGAUUACUGAUGUACACCGACGAUGGGGGCAGUUACGAUUUCUUCGAAAUGCGCAUAAAGGAAGGAAGGGUCAUCUUACGGUUGAAUAUAGUGGAUGGCAGGGAUGGGUCCGUCCAGCUCGAAAUGGGUACAGGUCUGAAUGACAACCAGUGGCACACGGUAGAAAUACGGCGAAAUCGUAUGGAGACUACUUUAGUCAUUGAUGGCAAUGCGGACAGCAAAACAUCCUUCGGAUCUGAUUUUAAGUUUGGUAUACUAGAGAAGAACAGCCCCUUAUACUUUGGUGGAAUACCUUACGCCAAGUAUAACGGAGGUGGCUUGCAUCUUCUGGCUCUGCCCUCCGUCUUCUUCGAGAAGAGGUUCAAGGGUGCCGUGAGGAAUAUCAUCGCGACCAACUGCUCGUGUGAACCCAUCAGGGCAGGCAAGCUAGAAGGGGGUGAGGGGAUAACGGACGUACCCCAGGAGUCUUGUGACAGCGAUAACACUUGCAGGAAAGGAUGUAUUUGCAUCUCCAAGGAUUCUGGGAAUGACUGUGACUGCGCCCGCAUCAACUGUCAUACAGAUGGUUACGAUGAAACACCGUUAACGUUCCUGCCCGGGGAACAAAAGUCAUACCGGAGGUCAAGGUUGCGCCGCUCUCGGUCAAGGUCAGCCAGAGCCACUGGCACGGUUGCUCCGACUGUCGAAACAGUUUAUGUGACCAUUCGUCUUCCAACUCACUACCAUGUUCCGUUCGAUCUUGUCCUCGGGGCAAACCUGGUCAACCCGUCUGGCCUUGACGCCAAGGUUAGAGGGACGCCCAUAUUGGUCAGGGGAGUUGCUGGCAACGCCAUUAAGCUGGACGGCAAGAGCAAUUGGGUCCGACUGGUUGGCCCUGGACACAGACACGAAUGCUUUGGAAAUUUGGAUAGAUGUCCCCACGGCUAUACACUUGGAAUGUGGCUAAACUUUGAGAAUCCGGGCUACAAUGAGGCUGUUUACAUGACCAAUGGUGGCCACACAGUUGAAUCGUAUGGUGUUGCGAUGAUGUACAGGAAUGGCCACUUGGAGUUCCGAUUCCGGAAGAAAGACGGGAAAGAGUGGCGCGUCAAUAGCAACAACGUCCUGGCCAGCCAAUGGUAUCACGUGGGCACCACGUGGUCAGAAGAAAACGGACUACGGCUGUAUAUCAAUGGCGACUUAGUUGAUUCUGAUACCAAUCCUGUGAUUAGAUCGCCAGAGGCGGUGACUGAGUAUUUCAACGAGUUCUACAUUGGGCGACCGAAUGAUGGUCAAAGACCCCGACAAUCUGGCUUCAUGUACAUGGACGAGUUCCACUUUUGGUCGAGAGAGAAGACACAGGACCAAAUUAGAGAAAACGGUCCAAUGUAUAGCUAUCUUUUGACGAUGAACGAAAAACAGCACGCGCAGUUCGAAUCAUACGGUUACAUCAAAGACCUGGCUUCCGGAAACCCAAAUCUGGUCCAAGGAAAAAUCGAAACCAGCCUCGCAUUGAAUGGCCAAUCACAAUUCGUCAAUCUUGGAUUCAAGAACAACACGUGCUAUGGCGAUCUUAGCGUGUGUUAUUAUGGGUUUACCUUAGGCAUGUGGGUUUACUUUACCCGUCUCACCGAUGGUGAAUACAUCCUGUACACGGGUCAAAAUGGCGCUAGCUUGUACUACAAUAAUGGCAAACUCUUCGGAAAGUUUAAACAGGGCAACAAGGAAUGGGUGACUAGCUUUCCGAAUCUCAAAACGGGCAAGUGGUACUUCUUGGAGUUGACAUGGUCACCAACAGACGGUGCUACGAUGUAUAUGGACCUGAAAGAUGUGUCCCGGAAGCCCGCUUACGCACCCAGCGCCAGUAUCUCUGGGAUGAGCCUGGAUGCGCUGAUAGGUCGGAGUCCGGCAAAGCCGUAUAGGUACGCCAACGUGAUCUUAGACGAGUUUGAGAUGUGGUACGGAUAUCGAGAGGACCUAAUCCGGCUGGGAUUCAUUCAGAGAGGUGAACCUACGAAAUUCUUUCUCGACUUAGACGAAGUCGAAGGGGGACGAGUCCCGCAUUCAAGUAUCGCUAUCGCUGCUCGCGGAAACCCUCCACCUGGGAAUACGAAGGGACAAAUAUUCGACGCCGUGCGUCUGAGGGGAAAUGGCCAAUAUUUAGACGUCGGGGACCAGGGCGGACAAUGCUUGGGAAACCUGGAUUUCUGCCAUAACGGUGUUUUACUCGCGAUGUGGAUAAAGCCUCAUAAUUUACGGAACGGAAUGUACCUGAUGUCGAACGGCUUGAAUGGCAUAACCCUCCGCUACCAGGCUGGACUUCUGAUAUGCACCGCCAUGACCACGACUCGUAGAUGGGAAGUCAGCACGGCACUCUUCACGCCAGGGGUGUGGCACUAUCUCGAAGUAAACUGGCAUCCAAUUUUCGGCCUGGCGCUAUAUCUCAACCUCCGUCUGAUAGACUCCACUUUUGCUUUCGAAAGCCAGAAUCUCGCCACUGAUUUCAAGAUUCCGCCUCACUUGAACCAGUUCUACAUCGGCAGAGGAAACGUGGACAUGAAUGGGAAGCUGUAUGCAGACGCCACAGUGGAUGACGUGUACUAUUAUUACGCCAGAAGAGAAUACCUGUUAGCCUUUGAUUACAUUAUGAGGGCUGAACCAACGAAGUACAUUCUUCACAUGGACGGUAGCAAGGGCGGCGGACAGCGCCUCGAACACCCGACACUCCACGUUACUCUUCACGGGAACCCAAAGUUCGUUCCCGGAAGAUUGAACUAUGGUGUCCUCCUCAAUGGGAGAGACCAGUACCUCGAUGCCGGCCAACACCAGGACAAGUGUUUAGGGAAUCUAGAACUCUGCAAGCACGGAUUUACUGCUGCUGUUUGGAUACAGUUCAACGAGGCAAUGGACAAUUCUUAUUAUCUGAGCACCGGGCACAGUCGAGGGAUCAGAUUAUAUUUCAAGGAUGGCUACCUUAAUGCAGUGUUUAAUACAAAUGGGAAGGCAUGGCGUGUGGCCUACAGCGGGGUCCAGCUCAAAAAGUGGUACUUUGUAGAGCUGUCGUGGCAUCCUGAACACGGCUUGACCAUGUAUGUGAAUGGAAGAAUCGUCAACCAAGGGAACCCUCUCCCGGCGUCCGAAGUUCCAAUCGACGCUACUGAGCAUGUGUACCUCGGACGCGCCAACAGAGGCGACACCUACGAUGGAAGGUUCAGAUAUGCAAAUGCCAUAUUAGACGAGGCGGAGUUUUGGUACGGUCGACGCGAAGUGCUAGUGGCGUUCGGGUGGAUAUUGCGAGGUGACAUCGACUACCGCCUGAUUCCCUUCGAAGAGAGAGACGGUGACCGUUUGAAACACCCCGACUUUGAUAUCAGGCUUCGUGACGGCGUUGGCUUUAUUCCAGGGCGGAUCGGUAACGCCACCUACUUCGAUGGUAUCUCCAGCUACGUUGUCCUCGGAGACCAGAGUGACAGUUGUGUUGGUAACCUUGGCAAGUGCGCCCACGGGAACACCAUCAGCAUGUGGCUGAAGCCCACCACUCUCCUCGACGAUGCUUACAUCAUGAGCUCAAAUACCUAUGACGUUUACAGUAAGAAUGGCCGCGUAUACGGCGUAUUUAGGGUUGGUGAUAAGGUUUGGACUGUAUCGAGUAACGAAGUCGUCCUCGGGAGGUGGCAGAGAGUAGACUUCACGUGGCAUCCCGAUCGUGGGGUUCAGAUGUUCAUCGAUGACAAGAAAGUCGACUCCGUGAUGAAUUAUGAACUCAUCAAGGAAACGGAGAGAAAAGACAACACCUUGUAUCUCGGUCGCACAACCAACAUGAGGGGAAAGAAGUUCUACCACGGUGCCAUGGACGAGUUGGGUUACUGGUUCGCGCCGAGGUCCCAUCUUGUGGCUCACGACUAUUUCAAAGGAGGAUUUUUUGUAGGCAUAUCGCACGCGUCAUUUCAAGACAGGAUUCCCACCGAGUAUUAUGACUUCAGCAAUAUCUACAAUGGCCGACUGGUGAACACGUACAAUAAGGAGAUUGUCAUUAAUGGCAAUGCUCAGAAAACUACCUCACUCGGCGGAGAGAACACUGCCAUUGUACUAAAUGGUCUCAGCCAGUAUAUCGACUUUGGGGAGAACGUCACUUGCCGUGGUAACCUCCAUAACUGUAUAGACGGUUUAACCAUGCGUGUUGUUGUGAAACCUAACGAAUUGAAGGACAAAACCUAUUUCGUGUCUGGCAGAAACGUUGAACUUUAUUACGAAGAUGGCAAGCUGGUGGGGACUGUGAAGAAUUCUGAUCAGCAGUGGUCGGUGAGCUAUCCCGGGUUGGAGCCAAACAAAUACCACGUGAUUGACUUGACCUGGUACAGGGGAGAAGGAUUGCACCUGCGGGUGAAUUGUGUCAAAAGAGGCCACCAACCCUUGCCCGUAGCUCGCACAGAUAAAGACAGGCCGUACACCCGCUUUUACGUCGGGCGGGCAAACACUGAUAUGGCACGUGAAAAUUACGCCAACGCCGUCAUAGACAGCGUCCAGCUCUGGGAGGCCAGACGGGACUAUCUUGAAGCUUAUAGGCUCAUCGACAACUCUGUGUGCGAUGAGGUCAGAGCAACUAUCCCUAAACCUACGACUCCAGUACCUGGUGCAACUGAAAAACCAGGUCCUGGUCCUGGACCCGGCCCUGACGGCUCUACAAAGACUACGCCGUCCACUCAUAUAGGCCCCAGUGACCCGGAAAAAUACAUCUUCUGUCCAGGCUCAACAUGGGUCAAGUUCGACGAUUCUCACUUUUCACGAGAACAGAAUUCGUUCGAAGAUUUGAAGAUUGUUUUCAAGUCUAUGCGCCGUGAUGGCCUGUUGUGGUUUACGAACAAUCCCAACGGGAAACUCUACAUAAGUUUGAGAGGAGGAUAUCUUUGGGUGGAUCUAGAUAUCAAGACGGGCGAUUACAGGCAGAGGGUCCGCGCCCAACCUGCUGGGAUCCGGAUGGAUGAUGGCGAAUGGCAUUCGAUUCAGCUGACAAAGCAACAGCGUAACCUACGAGCCAUUGUCGAUGAUAAGUACAGCUACGACCAGCGGUUGACCUCGGAUUACUACAUCAUCAAUGAAGGGACGACCUUCCUCUGUGGUACCGAGAACCCGAGCAAAGACACGAACUACGAAGUGGACAGACAUUUCUAUGGAGACAUCAGAGAGGCUACCAUCUACGGCAACAGACAAACUCCCAUCGACUUCGUUCACCACAUCACUUCUGACCCUGAUUCCGAAUUCGUCACGCACGGUGGCGACCUCCAGAUCAAAAUAGGCACAGGUAUAGCCGUGCGGCCGACCUCCUCAACUGGUCCGGUCGAUCCAGCGGCCACCACGCCACCCCGCAAGACCAUCAACACUAUCAUCACGUUCACUGACCCCGACGCAUACAUCAGCAUGCCAAGGUGGGACGCAAGAAGAACCGGAGAUUUGGAGUUGAAGUUCAAGACUUCUCAACCGAAUGGCGUCCUGCUCUACAAUGGCGCAAGUUUUGGAUCACGUGACUUUGUUGCCGUCGAACUGUAUGAUGGGAGUCUGUGGCUUGUGACAAGUUUGGGCACCGAUGUUGUCAGGCAGUUGCUUAGUAACCGUCGCAUGAAUGAUGGUGUGUUUCAUAAGCUACGACUGGAGAGAGAUGGGCGCAGGUUCAAGGCUCAGGUCGAUGACUACGUUACUGAGCUGGAUGUUCCCAGCCGGGACUCAACUUUGGACCUAGAAACUUAUCUCUAUUUGGGAACGACCAAUGACUACAGCCGACUGCCGUGGCAAAUCUGGUCUCGCACAGGCUUUCUCGGCUGUAUCAGGGACCUUGUUGUCAACACCGUCCAGCACGACGUGGCUAAAUACCUCAGGGGCCAGAGCCAUCCAGGCAUCACCAUUGGGACCACCUGUGACCACCCGGCACUCGGAUGCGUGUCUCAGCCUUGCUUCAAUGGCAUCUGUAGAGACAAGUGGGGAAGCUAUACUUGUGAUUGUAGUGGCUUGCCCUACACUGACCAGAAAUGUGACAAGUUUGCACCGAUUGUAAGCUUCGACGGGAACAUGUUUGUCAAGGUCGACGCGAGAAAGCCGCCACACCAGACACACGUGAAUGACAUCUCAAUUAGGUUCAAAACACCUCUCGAUGACACAGUGGUGUUCUGCACGGAAUCUCCCAAUGGCGACGAUUUCAUGCGAGUUCUUAUUGAGCAGGGCAAAGCCAAGUUCAUUGCGCGAGUCGGAGGAGUGGAAAAAGAGUUCUACCUCGGUGAUGCUCUGAAUGAUAACCAGUGGCAUACUCUGAACGUCCGUAGGCGGGCGGAUUAUGUUGAGUUCUGGGUGGACCGUGAAUCACCUCUAAGAGGCUUUAUCCCGGCCAAUGGGUUCUCUAUCGACUACAACAGUAUUUACUUCGGUUCUUGUAACGAAAAGAUGGAAACACCAGGAAAAUGGGGAAAUUUCAUCGGACAGAUGCAGAAUGGCAUUUUUGAUGGGUUUAAAAUAUUUGACGAUUUGUACCAAACGACACCGUCAGACUCCAAAGUGACUGUUACGGGAACGGCGCGCAAGGGGGACGAGACACUGCCCAUCGUCUUCAACGGAGUGACAUUCACUCGAGAUGACACGUACAUUGCACUACCGCAGCUGAACCCGUCGAAAAAGCUCCAUUUAUCCUUCCUAUUCAAGACGAAGGAUCCCAACGGGCUUUUAGCAUUCAGCGGUAUGCCUGGCAAACAACUGAUCGCCCUUGAGUUAGUCAACGGGAUCAUGCAUUACAUUUUUGAAAAUGGUGGCGAAUCGAAAGUCAGCAGCAUCCCGACGCCUAAUCCUCUAAAUGAUAACAAAUGGCAUUUAGUCAGCUUGGAACUACCAGAUCAGGAGCGUCAUAUCGUAACUGUUGACACGACGGUGGUCACUAUCAAGCCGGACCUAACUACCGGAGCCUCUGGUAACCUCGUCCCGCCAGGGCAGUUCUAUAUCGGAGGCGUCCCACAGAAUAUGUACGGAGUGAUGCCAGCGCUUGUCAACUCCAAAAAUGGCUUUCAGGGCUGCUUCGCCUCUUGGUACAUCAAUGGUCGUGUGCCGAAUCUGCUCGACACGUCGCUGACAUCUGGUGGAUACGUUACAGACGGUUGCGUAGGUCGGUCAGAUUUCUGUCAACCCAAUCCAUGUAAACAACUCGGUGCCCUCUGCGUGAACAUUCCUAACGGUUUCUACUGUAACUGUAAUAUGACGUCUUAUGUUGGCAGAUUCUGUACAGAAGAGGCGGAAGGCUUCCGCUUUGCUAAUGGUGGAAAAGAUGGUGUUGUUAUUUAUACCUACCCGAAAUUCAACAUGCCGACCACGGAUAAGGAUUACUUGGCCCUUGGGUUCAUGACCUGGUAUCAGAAUGGCGUCAUCUUCAGAGUCGAAGGCAAGGAAACAGACCCGAAGAAACCGCCCAACUUCGUCGAGGUUCGCCUGGAAAAUGGACACAUUGUGCUGGACUAUCGCUACACUGGUGGGCAAGGAAAGCUAAUCGAGACGUCUCGCACUUUCCAUGAUGGCCGGUAUCACGUGGUCCGUUUCUACCGAGACGGAAACGAGGCGAAGAUGUACGUGGAUACCCUGCCUGCCCAGGCCGGUUUUGUGGUAGAUGCCUCGGCCGGAGGAGGAGGAGGUGGUGGCGCAGCGACAUUUGCAAACCAACAUCUCAUUACGUCUGGCGGUCGGUGGGCAGCUGGAAGGACAUCCAAUGGCUUCAAUGGUAUCAUAGCCGGUGCCUACUGGAACGGCCUUCGUCUCUACGACUGGGCCAUUCCAAACCAGGGACACCAAGGCGAUAUUUUCGUUGCACCUCAUCUCUUCACCCUCCCAAAACCUGGGCACGGAGGCUACAUACCGCCAGGAGGAGGAACCAGUGGAGGAGGCGGCGUUGUCGUAGGCAAAGGUGGAGCGGGAGGAUUGGUAUUUGCGGCUGCUGCUCCUGCAGGUGGCUCUGCCGCGGCAACUGGAGUCACAGCCGCCGGCGCAAGUGCGGGGAUCAUCGCUGGAGUUUUACUUGCUCUUCUACUUGCCCUGACAUCGAUCAUCUGGGCGUUCUACAAGUGUAAACCUGGUUGGUGUGCCUGUGUAAGCGCAAAGGGCGCCGCGGCUGCUGGAGGAGGAGCAGGUGGAAUGACCAUUUCCGCACCGAAACCGACAAGUAACUAUCUCUUUUUGGGAGGAGCUGGUGGACUGUUUGGCAAGAAGGCUGAAGCCGCUGGUGCUGGUGCUGGUGCAGGUGCUGGUGCUGGCGCGGGAGCUGGUGCUGUCGUCGCCAAUGGUUCUGCUGGAGGUGGAUCCGCACUUCACGACGAUGACGCGGACCCAGACAGGGUUCCAGCACUGCCCCCAGUCCAUGAUGACGAGCAUGCUUCCGCACCACCUCCCACACCAGACUACGACGCAGCUGCGCCCAUUCCUCCACCUCUCCCACCCUAUCCUGAGAAUGACGAUGAUCGCAGGAGGGCACUCGGUCCUUCUGAGGACUGCAGCCGAGGACGACUUCCUACACCUGAUGAUUCGGAUGACGAGUCACGGCCACUCAUGCCACUUACUAUGGAUGAUUACGAUCGAAGUCGGGGAGGACUCCCAACUCCCGAUAAUGCCGACGGGCCAGGUAGGACAUCCAACGACGCCGAAUCUGCUCCACCUCUGCCGCCGAGGAACAAUGGCACUGGGUCGCUAAAAUUGAAUGGUAUCCUCAAGACCUCCUCCCACCGACAGAUGGCAGCACCUCCUUCCCAAUGGGCGACGCUCCCAAGGGUUGUUGUAUCGAGCCACCAUCCGAAAGGCUCGGUCUCAAGCGCCCUAACAAACCCAGAACUUGAGACCUCAUUCUCACAGUCCGUCGUAGCUGGAGGAGCGGGCGGCGGUGGAGGAGCCGCUGCGGGCGCUGGGGCCGCAACAUUCAUUGGCGGAGGAAGCGCCGUGGUUGAGAAUACCACGACCACAACGUACGCUGCCGGCGGAGGUGGCUCAGCCCGUGCUGGCGGAGGCGGUGCCGCCUACGUUGAUGGCGGUAGUGCUUUUGUUGGUGGGGGUAGUUCUUAUGCCGGCGGCGGUGGUUACGCGGGUGGAAGCUCCACCAUGAUGACGGAAAGCUACGAUCAUUCUAUGGCCGGAGGUGGUGGCGGUGGUGGAGGGUAUGCCGGCGGCUACGGAGCUGGUGCUGGAUACGGCGGGAGCUCCAACAUAACCAACAUCCACGAGUCGACAACAGUCACCAACACAAUGGUCGGAGGCGGCGGUGGAGGUGGAGCCGGCACGUUCUCCCGAAACGAUGCAUAUGGACUCGGAAUGUCUGGCUCAAAUUACAUGAGUUCUCAAUACCAGAUGGACCAGAGUAACUUGGCAGCAGGUGGUUACGGUGGGAGUAAUUUGAUGUCCGCGUCCAGCUCUUACUUGGGCAGUGGCACGAUGGGACACGGCGGCCUGAUCAACAUCGCGGAAGGUUCAGCUGCAGGCGUGACGACCAUUGCCCCUGAGAUUCGAGUAGAGAGUUUUACAUUGACAGCCGAUGGUAGAUCUGUUAUUACUGGGUCCGGUUCAUCAGCUCCUCAGGUGUGGGACAUGAGGACUGGUGAUCUUGUCCGUACCAUGGGAGGUUCAGGCCAUGGCUCAACCGACGUCCACCUGGCUGCUAACGAGUCCUUACUCGCCGGCCUUGUUACAGCUGACACCAUGAUCGACUCGUCCGACUUCAGAAACAAGAAGAAAAUGGAUAUGAAACUACAAAUGUGGGACUUCGUCUCUGGCCGGGCGUUUGAGAUGCCUUACCAAGAUAUCUGCACGGCAAGCUGCAUGUUGUCGGAUGGGGAACGGGUCGCCUUGGCCGGGACGGUUGGUAACACUACACAGCUGACGGUCUGGGACAUGAUGGGCAACGAACCGAUCAAGGAACUAAGCUUUACAGGCCCCGACGGGUUCUGUGACACUGUGACCUUCUUAGGGGCCAGUAAAGACGAUAAAUUUGUGGUCGCUGGAUUCUCGAGUAACUACGACGGGAAUGCACAUUUCCUGAUCUUUGAUCUCAAGCCGAAUCCGCACCCUCACGAUCCCAUGAUCUUCAGCAUCAACGCUGAGCCGGAAUGUACGCAAAUUCUUGAUGGACACGAGGCGAUCACGGGCACUCGAGACGGGGAGCUGACUAUAUGGAGCUUAAAGACCGGCAAGGCACUCCGUCACCUCUUCUCCUUGGCGAGCCCUCACACAUCCACUCGAUUAGGUGGCUCCUCAACCAUCCCACACAUUGGCCCAGUGACGGCAGUAGCUGUGUCGAAGGACGGCUCAUAUAUGGUGUCGGCGUCUGCAGAUCAUACGCUCAAGGUCUGGGACAUGAAAAAGGAGAAGAAUCUACACACUUUACGUGGUCAUGUCGAUGAUGUCUGGUGUGCUGCAAUAUCUAACGAUCACAGUCUCGUGGUAUCUGGGUCACGUGAUGGAACCAUCCGUCUUUGGCGAGCCAAAGGAGGAAACCAAAUAUCGGGCUUUCACGCGGGAAUGGACAUAUUCUCGGUCCAAAUAAGUGAUGACAAGUCGUCGAUCGUAGCAUUAGGAGAUAAAUAUCACUCAAGGAAACUGAUUAUUUUACAGAUUGUUCACACGAAAGUGCCAAAACGGACUCGUCCGACAAUCGGAAGUAGUGGAAGCGACGCAGUAUUCGCGUAAUGUCGCAAUCACGUAGAAAUGCUCGCAACCAGUUAAUAGAAAAAAAAUACUAUUUUAUACGAUAUAUUUUCAUCUAUGCAUCGAGACUUAAUACGAGUGAGUUCAGCUGAACUAGAGCCUACAACAUGUAUGAACAGUGUAGUGUAACGUUACUAGAACAUUUGGACUCUAGUUGGUUUGGAUCAAACGAUAGUAGACUUCGAAUCUAAGGUGCUAUGAAAGUAUGGUACUGAAGGCCGGGGUUACAUAUGAUUCAGGUAGUCACUUGUCACUUUUCACGAGCUUGUUUUUUUAAUGUAAUUUGAAUUGAAGACAUGACACAAGGAUAUAAAGUGACAUCGUGAAUCCUAUGUAUCCUACUCUAUGGAAGUGACGUGUUCGUUUUUAUAGUGACAUGUGUGACCUAUAUGUAAACAUUGCCUAAUGAGAUUGUGGCUGGUUAUCAUGACACCAUCACGUGAAACAUAAGGAAAAGAUAUUUUUAAGAUAUCUUUGAACUCCUCGACUCUUCACAUGACGUCUUCCCAGUGCUUAGGAUAUGAUGGGAGUGCUGUAAUAUUAUAUAGGAGGUACAUGAUAUGAAUCUUGAAGACGCUUGUCCUGCAAUAAGACACCAGUGAAUUUGCCCAAGGUAUAACAUUUGGUCCUUGCUUCAGUUCAAGGAGUACCUUGGCCAAUGCGUAAGUUACCUAAACAGGCCUUGUGAACGAACAAAGUUGAAUUUGUAUGACUUAAUUAUCUGAUGUACUUUAAUGCACAUACACUGUAGCAUAGUUUUCGUAGUCAUGACGUAAAAAUUUCUCUUGAUAUUCAAGAUAAACUAAAAUGAGCGUGAUAAAUACAUUAACCACUAAAUUUGUACGGCUUUUUUCGCGAAAGAUUCAGUUUUUGAGCAGAUUAUAAACCUUCUUUCAUAAAAUAUUUUCGCGCCAAUAAAUGACGUAAUCUCUGGAUGAAUUUCACAAUGCAAGCGAUCUUGUAUAUCCUGUAUCUUGAAUAUCAUACAAACUUUCAAAAUGAUACCUCAUGUCGAAAUUCCAUAUAAGAUUCAUGUAAGAUCUUAGUUAAGAUCUCAUUAGGUUUCGUGUAAAUGGAAAUAAACAUUCAUGACAAGAUUCUUAGUUAAAAUCUUAUGUAAGUAAGAAUCGUGCGUAGAUUGUACAUGCACAUGUACACGAAACUCAAUAAGAUUUUACCUAAGAAUCUUAUAAGUACAUGUAUCAUGUCUGGAUUUUCGACCUAAGAUACCACGGGCAACAUCUUUUGACUUAUGAUACAAUUCUCCUGAUCGACUCUCCCCCCAAGACAGCUGCUGCCUUCUAGCGAAAUCGAAAUCGACUACUGGUGUGUGUGGGACUGAUUAUUGAAAUCGUUGCCAUCAAUCGUUUGUGAUCUUUCAAUAAGCAAAAAGUGUAUGUAUGGCAACGAAGCCGUAUGGUGCUAAAGACGUGUAAUAAUGAGCUAUAUGAAACUAAUUCUGACUUGUAAUGUUAUAUGUGGUUCUGAACCUCGCAUAGGCUAGAGGGUGGAAUAUUUUUGUAGUUUUUCAGUUAGAAAUAAUUCGUGGGAAGAAUCUUUGAAUACGAAGUUAUUGGGAUUUUCGACGUGGGCUAAUUCAUCGUAGACGAUUCCUCUGCCUAUCCAAAUUGAUGUUAGAUACAUCGGAUUUUGGGAAAUGUGUUCACUUAACAACAACAUCUUGAUAAAGUGCAGUUUAUGGCAAAAAUGCUGUACAGCCAUGCACAGCAAAUCCCACGUCGUGGAAGAACAUUAUGUGAAAGAAAUGUAUAUUUUUGUGUACUGCUUAUUAUUUUAACUGCAUGUAUUGUUAUUGCUGACGUAGGGGACCCGUUUUUAGCUUAAUGUAAUAUUAUGCUUUCGCUCACUGCCUGUAGCACGUUAUAUAAUACGUGAAAUGACGCUUGACCCGCGAUAGUCCGAUAUAUGGGUCGAUCCUACGGACUGCUGUUGAAUCUCAAUGUCAUUUUUAUUUCAACCAUUUGAUUUGUCAUGAUGAUAAUGAGCCUGACAUCUAUCAACGAAUCCAAUAAACCUCAACUUUAAACGCCACCUGCACAGCGCAAAAGCGAUCAUCUAUUGUUUGUGACCUUGCAUGUAUCUUGGUACAUGUAUGUUAGUAUUGAAUUAGUAGUCAACUACAUACUCAUGAUUGGGUCAUCCCAUUUUCGGACAAGAAAAUUUCAAUGUAGGUUCAUGUUAAAUCCAUGAAGUGCUAAAUAAAACCUUUUGGUUUUCUUUUUUGAAACAUGAUCUUUCAUACACUUACAAUAGUAUGCUCCCAGCUAAAGUGUUUUCCGUUAGAUAGAAAUACUAGCUUAUAUAUAGUUAAUGACUGCGCUGACAAAUCGUCAGCUCAGGGUUAACAAGCUGCAUCUGACAUUUUGGUUGAUCCGAGAAAAACACAAUUGAAAAUUCAAAACCCCAAUGGAAAUGCAGUUGUUUUGAGGAGUGUUUUUGUUUAUUACACAUCAACCGGUUUAGCUACAAGUACGAUUUAAACUUGUAAUUAAAUGUCAUGGAAAGUGCAUUAAUUAAAGAUGAUAAAAUCAAUUUGACAAAAAUGCGGACACAACUAGUUAACCCUGAGCCGACGAAAUGUCUGUCCUCAGCUCGGAGCUAUCGGCGACUGACCUUCAAUGAGUAACUGCCCCCAGUUCCGGUCUUUAUCCUUUUUCUGCUGAUAAUCGGGCCACCUGAGGGUUUCAUCCGACCCAUGGGAGACCACGUCGCUGUUAUGAUAUGCGACUAGAUUGUUCAUGCAUGCUAUUUAAUAUUCAAAAAUAAAAUGAAUAUAGAAACAAAAAUUAGAGUACGAUUUUAUGCAAUAAUAAUUAAAUAAGUUAAUAUGUUUAUAUGUAUGUAUUUGCUUUCAGUUUAAUGUACAUAUUUCGUUAUUAAAACGGUCACUAGAAGGCGACGCUAACAAA
Molecule: messenger RNA, 14414 nt
Organism: Lineus longissimus
Lineage: Eukaryota; Metazoa; Nemertea; Pilidiophora; Heteronemertea; Lineidae
Exons: 33
Coding region: 508-11466 (3652 amino acids)
Molecular function (GO): protein binding; calcium ion binding
Source: RefSeq, a predicted model, not a curated record